GACGAUUAUUACUCGAGCUAGCUUUGCUUUGUUUGUGGCUGGGCCAAGAAACUGUUUUUCCGAUCCGCUGAAUGAAAAUGAAAACAAUAGCAGGGGUAGCUAGGGCAGUAGGGGCCUAGGGCAGGUAAAUCUGCUGAUAUGAUCAUGUUGAGGCGGCUAUGUUCUCAUCGCUCCCUGACUGGUCUGAGUGUGAUCAGUACAGGCAGCCUCGUACCCUGUCAUAAAAUUCAGAAACGUUCCUGUGGGGAUUUCCACAGCCCAUCAGGUGUGUUGCCCCACGCUAGUGCCCGUGUUCUACCUGGAUUUGUCAGCGAAGCAGAGGAAGAAUCGCUGGUGCAGGAAUGCUCCAAGUACGUGGAUCACCUGGACUAUCAGUAUGAUCAUUGGGACGGGGUGAUCCGGGGAUACAGAGAAACGGAGAAGUCUCGCUGGUCGCCAGAAAACAGUGCCGUAGUGGAGCGGAUGCGAAGAGCAGCAUUUGGCAAUGAUGUCACCAUUCGGCCGCGUGUUCAUGUUCUGGACCUGUCUGCAGAUGGGUACAUCAUGCCACAUGUUGAUUCCGUCAAGUUCUGUGGAGACACGAUAGCGGGUUUGAGUUUGCUGUCGGACUGUGUUAUGCGCUUCAAGCAUGAAAAGGAGCCAGAGAAGAUGGUCGAUGUCUUCCUGCCGCGUCUCUCAUUGUAUGUGAUUACUGGUGAUGCCCGCUACUUGUACACACACGAGGUUCUGAAGGCGGAGGAAUCGGUUUUCCGCGGCACACCUGUGCAGCGUGGCCGGCGGAUGUCCUUCAUUUGUCGCCAGCCGGUUGCAAGACCAGCGAAUCAGCAAACUGUUCUACCUAAUCUUAAUAGUGCCUUUGACGCAGAGAACAAACCUGUUUAUAGCUAACAGGAAGUUUCUUCAAAUUUGUUAUUCUCAGAGACAAUAAAACUACAUCUCUCACAUAUUCAGCACACAUACUUGAAUUUUCUUGUAGUAUCCUAUUGAGGCAAGUUUCGAUCAGUUUUGUUGGAAUAGUUUGCCUAAAUACACUAGCGGCUAGUGCAACUAUUUCCUAUAUACAGUGUACUGUAGUCACUAUCUUCUUGCGGGGGGGGGGGGGGGUAGUUGUAUUAUAAGUUUAUAACCCUCAUGUCUAUCACUCGGUCCGGACCUUAUUUCUAAAAAUUUGACCCACCCAAUUCAUGCUUUUCCUGCCGACUUUGAUUGCUUGACUUACCAGAUUAUGAUGAGAAGGAUUACAAUGUACAUCAUCAGCUGUGCACAUGCACGGUGCCGCGGGUGUGUAUAUUUCUGUGGCCCUAAAGACUUUUACUAAA
Molecule: messenger RNA, 1319 nt
Organism: Sycon ciliatum
Lineage: Eukaryota; Metazoa; Porifera; Calcarea; Leucosolenida; Sycettidae
Product: alpha-ketoglutarate-dependent dioxygenase alkB homolog 7, mitochondrial-like
Exons: 5
Coding region: 139-888 (249 amino acids)
Biological process (GO): fatty acid metabolic process; DNA damage response
Cellular component (GO): mitochondrial matrix
Source: RefSeq, a predicted model, not a curated record